Molecule: messenger RNA, 2114 nt
Organism: Dama dama (fallow deer)
Lineage: Eukaryota; Metazoa; Chordata; Mammalia; Artiodactyla; Cervidae
Gene: VTA1
Product: vesicle trafficking 1
Exons: 9
Coding region: 277-1167 (296 amino acids)
Biological process (GO): late endosome to vacuole transport via multivesicular body sorting pathway
Cellular component (GO): multivesicular body
Source: RefSeq, a predicted model, not a curated record
UAGGAAGUGGUGGUUCCUGAAGAGGAGAUGGCUUCUCUUGCUACACUUCCCCCGCUGCCCCCACAGUUUAAGAGCAUACAGCAUCAUCUGAGGACGGCUCAGGAGCAUGACAAGCGGGACCCUGUGGUGGCAUAUUACUGAAUAAUUGGUCAAGAAUGAAUCUCAGAAGAAGGAGGAAUUUUUCUUAGCUAUUAGCAGCCAUUGUUCAAUCAUUUUGGAUUUUAUCCAGAGGAGUGCAGAGGGGCAAUUUGCAACCAAGGUCAAGUGCAAGAUGGUAUGGAGCGUGUUGUCCUUGUUCUUGGGAAACAUGUUCAAAACUGGCCUGUGUUGACGUUUCAAAAUGGUCGAUUGUAUGCAAUGCAAACUGGAAUGAAGAUUGAUAGUAAAACUCCUGAAUGUCGUAAAUUUCUAUCAAGGCUAAUGGAUCAGUUAGAAGCUCUUAAGAAACAGUUGGGUGAUAAUGAAGCUAUUACUCAAGAAAUAGUUGGUUCUGCACAUUUGGAGAAUUAUGCUUUGAAAAUGUUUUUGUAUGCAGAUAAUGAAGAUCGUGCUGGGAGAUUUCACAAAAACAUGAUCAAGUCCUUCUAUACUGCAAGUCUUUUAAUAGAUGUCAUAACAGUGUUUGGAGAACUCACUGAUGAAAAUGUGAAACACAGAAAGUAUGCAAGGUGGAAGGCAACAUAUAUUCAUAAUUGUUUAAAGAAUGGAGAGACUCCUCAAGCAGGGCCUGUUGGGAUUGAAGAAGAUAAUGGUAUGUAUUUAUUAGAUGUUGAGGAAAAUGAAGAUGCUGGAGCCACCUCUCUGCCCACUCAACCACUUCAGCCGUCGUCUUCAACGUAUGACCCAAGCACCAUGCCAUCGAGCGGCUAUACUGGAAUCCAGAUUCCCCCCGGUGCCCACGCUCCAGCUAAUACCCCAGCAGAAGUGCCUCACAGCACAGGUGUAACAAGUAACACUAUCCAGCCUACUCCACAGACUAUUCCGGCCAUUGAUCCUGCACUCUUCAGUACAGUUUCCCAGGGAGAUAUCCGACUAACCCCAGAGGACUUUGCUAGGGCUCAGAAAUACUGCAAGUAUGCUGGGAGCGCUCUGCAGUAUGAAGAUGUCGGCACUGCAGUGCAGAAUCUGCAGAAGGCCCUCAAGCUACUGACGACAGGCAGAGAGUGAAGCCUUUGUACAACAUCCGUGCAUUUUUGGCUUAAAGAACUAACAGUCCACUACUCUAUCUUCAGCCUAUCAGGAGCACAGUUUUAAGGAAGAUUUCAGUUCCAUUGACUGUAACAAUGAAAUCUGUGUCUGUGUAUCAGAUUCCUAUUGAAGUAUUCAUCAGCAGCCUCGUCCAGUUUUCAUUGUCCAUUUAGUGGACCCAGUAGUCUCUGAGUAUAUAGCUCCCUAAUGUGAGCAAGGUCCUAAAAUGCCCACUGAACCCUGCUUGUUCAAGAAGUGAAAACACUUCUAUAAAAUGUGUUGGGAAUUAGCUUUGUAUCUUAAUCUAAAUAAAUGAAGGAAUCUUAUAAUCUAUAAUUUGAACAAACAGACCAUAAUCACUUUGCUGUAAAAUUCUGAACUUACUUUUAAUAAAGACUGCCAGAAUAUUCUAGAUUAGAGAUCAUAUUUCUGUUUUCUCAGGAUUAAUUAAACAGAUAUGAAUGUUCUAAACUCUUAGAUGAAUCUGAAAGAGAUUAUAUUCAAAUUUCAGUUUAUACUCAAAUGUAGCUACACUAAAAAGUAAAAUGUUCAUGAAAGGAAAAAAUAAUGACGUAAAGAGGUAGCAUCAGUUCUAGACGUAAGAAUAAUGUUGGUUGCUCAACUGUUUUCCCUUACCCGCUGACACUUAAGGUGAAUUGGUAUUUGCUUCCUAGGCAGUUGACUGCAUGUAUUAGAGAAUGAAAACAAGAUAUUUGUAGUAAUGCCUGGAAACUUGGUGCUUUUGAGUUAAGGUUCUCCUCUGCUGCUAUGGAAUGGAUUCCAUAGAGUGUAUAGCUAUGAAUGAUGCAGAUUAUAAGAACAUGAUUCUCAGUUGUUAAGUUUAUAAGUUUUUUGUGGGGAAUUAUGAACUUACUGUGUCACCUGCAUUUGUGCUGUGUAAAAAAUAAAUACAAGGUUUCUUUUAA